AUGCCGCAAGCUACUGAAACAAUGUCAUGGCUUCUCAACACUUUAGCCCUACAUAAAAUCAAAGAGGCGUCUUUGGCCACCGCUGUCCAAGUUGGACAAGCAUUGACCGAGAAUCGAGUGGAAGAUAUCCCGCUCCAGGUGGUGGCUUGGAUCACUCUUCCACUCGCAGUGUACACAAUACGCUCAAAUUACCCUACGCGCAAUCAAUCAGACGAAGUCUUAACUGAAUUUGACAAUCUCAAAUAUCUUCUCCAUGCCAUGUGCAAACGUUUCUCGGGAGUUCAGCAUGUUGCAGGCCUCCUCAUCAGCCUCGACAAAGCUGCAUCUUCUAUGAGGCAGGACCUGCUAGAAAGUAACGAGUAUGAGGUUGUCGAGACCAAGCUUCUCAUUCAUGCCACCAGGAUGAUUCAUUCAAGCCUGGGGCUCGGUGUAAGGGUAGAGAGCUAG
This is a messenger RNA of Rhinocladiella mackenziei CBS 650.93, 447 nucleotides long. RefSeq lists its product as uncharacterized. Lineage: Eukaryota; Fungi; Ascomycota; Eurotiomycetes; Chaetothyriales; Herpotrichiellaceae. The record is from RefSeq and is a predicted model, not a curated record. The transcript has 3 exons. The coding region runs from base 1 to 447 and encodes 148 amino acids.